This is a messenger RNA of Amyelois transitella, 3133 nucleotides long. RefSeq lists its product as uncharacterized. NCBI's taxonomy places the organism in Eukaryota, Metazoa, Arthropoda, Insecta, Lepidoptera, Pyralidae. The record is from RefSeq and is a predicted model, not a curated record. The coding region runs from base 183 to 2501 and encodes 772 amino acids. The transcript is spliced from 2 exons.
GUCACUAGAUGGCAUUAGUGUCGUUAUAGCGGUAACCGAAAGUAGGCCCUCCCGAAACAAAAACAGUGUCAUGUGACAGCUUGCGCUAGGUGGACGUGUCGUCUAACAAUUUUUAAAGUGUUGCUUGUCGAGUUGUGACUAUUACUGUGAAUGAGGUGGAGCUAAUAGCUAAAUUACCUAAAAUGUUUAGAGCAAGAAAAAUAUUGGAUAUGUGUUUGGAGACGAAUCUAGAAGUUAAUCUUGAAGCACAGGGUUCCAAUUCAAUGUCAACGAGUACUCAACAAAUAGGUAUAUCGACACCAUCUGACGACACCAAUAAAGAGAAUGUUUCUUUGCUUGCAACUUCUACAAAUAUGUCAAAUUCGGUCACAAAAUCUAAUAGCGACAAGGACGAAAUUUCUGCUGAGGAAUGCUUAAGUGCGUUUGAGGAUUCAGAUGAUUCUGGUAAAGAUCCAAAUUAUGACAGACCUAGUAAAAAGCGUAAGACAAUUCCAGUGGUUCCUUGUCGGCGGUCGUCGUCGUCAUCGAGUUCUUCGAGUUCGUCGUCGUCCUUAACCUCAGCUUCAUCUAGCUCAUCGUCUGCAUCACAGGUCUCAGAGAGUCCCGCUAGUGCAUCGAUUCUACAGGAGGAACCCAAUUUAAAUAUCGAUGAGCAGCAAAAACAAGUCGUGAUCACAGAAGAAAUUAAAACUACUCGUAAAAGACAACGUGUAGAAGGUCAGUGGAAACAAAAUCUUUCAAAGACUCUUCGAAACUCAGGAUUAUCUUAUCAAACGAAAUCUGGACGUACUGUUCCAAAAAAAGGUAUGAAGGUGGCUUGUGGGGAACGUUGUCGGCUCAAAUGCAGUUCUUUUCUCACUGAUGAAAUGAGGCGGGUAUUAUUUGAUUCUUACUGGGCUUUAAAUAAUUUGGAGAAACAGAGACAGUUUGUGCACAAACAUAUAAGACCCAUAGAUGUCAAGUACCGUUACGUCAAGGCGCAAAAACCACGAAAAACCAAUUAUGCUUUCUACUUUGAAGUUGGAGGUUUAUUAAAAAGAGUCUGCAAAAUUAUGUUCAAAAAUACACUGGACAUUAAUGAUAGAACUAUCAGGACUGUAACAGACAAAUCAGCUGGAGGUUUUUUGGAAGAGGAUCGCAGAGGGAAACAUAAUAAACAUUAUACUGUCGGCGAAACUAUGAAAAAUGAUAUCAGGAAUCAUAUAAAAUCUAUACCAAGGAUUGAAAGUCAUUACUUAAGAGCACAAACUACACGGGAAUACAUCGAUGGAGGGAAAACUAUCUCGGACUUACAUAGGGAUUACGUGGCGCAGUGCAAAGAGGACGGACGUGAAUAUGCAAAUUACGUUAUGUAUUCUCGCAUCUUUAAUCACGAAUUUAACAUCGGUUUCUUUGUUCCAAAAAAAGACAGAUGUGAACUAUGUGUUGCCUACGAAAAUUCUGAUUUGGAAAAUAAAGAAAAGCUCCAGCAGAAAUAUGAUGAGCACUAUAUAGAGAAAAAAUUGUCAAGACAAGAGAAAAAUAAAGACAAGAAGGCUCUGAAUACUAAUGAAAAUCUAAUAGUGGCUGUGUAUGACCUACAGGCUGUUUUACAGGUACCUCGUGGCGAUGUUUCUGUAUUUUAUUAUAAAAGUAAACUGAAUAAUAUGAAUUUUACUGUAAGUAAAUUAAAACCGGAAAAACAAAAAGGAACCAAAGGGGGAAAUACUAAAAGAAGAAUAAAAAAUAAAUCUUUGAGUGACGAUGAGGAUAGCGAACCAACUGUAACCCAAAGUAUAACUGAAUGCUAUUUUUGGCACGAAGGUGAAGGAAAUCGAGGUGCAGACGAAAUCGGUAGUUGUUUGCUUAAAUUUAUCGAAAAAGAGCUGAACAGUCAUGCAGAAAAAGAAUCGAUUGAUAUAGUUUUCUACUCGGAUAACUGUUGCGGCCAAAACAAAAACAAGUACAUUAUCGCAAUGUACAUGUAUGCGGUAAUGAAAUACCCUCAAUUAAGUUCUAUUACUCACAAAUAUUUAAUAACUGGACACACUCAAAAUGAAGGUGACUCGGUUCAUUCAGUCAUAGAAAAACAGAUCAAACGCUCUUUAAAAUCGGGACCAAUUUAUGUUCCUAGUCAGUAUAUUCAGAUAAUUAAAGAAGCAAAAAAAACCGGAGAACCACUUAGGGUCAAUGAGCUUUCACACAGAGAUUUCAUUUCAUUGAAAAAUUUAAGUUCUGAUAUGGGUAUAGCUACUGUUAGUAAGAUUAAGAUAUCGGAUGUAAAAAUUAUGAGUAUUUCCAAAGAUAGACCAAAUAUUCUAAAGUAUAAAACCUCUUACAAAGAUACUGAGUGGUCGGAAGCUAAUUUGCUAUCCAGAAAUAAAAAAAUGACAAUUCCUGAAACAAAGCCAGCUUAUAGUUUUAAGUUAAAAAUUAAAGAAAACAAAAAGACUGAUUUAUUGAAUUUGUUACUCCACAAUCAUAUCCCAGGGUUCUACUCGGAUUUUUUUAAUAAUUUGUAGACUUUUUAAACUUUUUAUAAUAUUAUUUUGGAAAAAUUUACUUUGGUAUAAAGCAUUUUCAAAUUAUUAUUGAUUAACAAAAUAAAGAAAAGAGGGAAAGAGAUUUUAAAACUUUUUUUUGAGUAUUAUUACUUUUAUAAGAAUUAAUAGCUAAGUUUGUGAUAUUAUUAAAAGACUUAAUAAGUAAUUAUGAUAACUAAUUAAUUUUAUUUUGUUCAGAAAGUUCAUUUAUUUUGUUUUUGAUGAUUAUUAGUUUAAGAAUACUAUCUUUUAAGAUUUUUUGUGCCAUUCGUCUAUGUUCCUAUUACGUUUAUAAUAAAAAAUAUUGUUUUUUAACAAUUCAAGUGAGUUGAAAUAAACGACAUUUCGUGAAUAUUGUUGUUUUAUUUUAUCAAUAUAGUGUCACAACUCGAAAUUUCAGGAUUUUUUUUUCAUGAAUUUAAAUUAUUUUAUAUAGCAUUUUGUAGAGCUCCACAAACCUAAACAACUUACCAAAGAACAUGUUAAGCUAUUAUUAUUAGUUUUUGAAUUAUUACUGGAAAAGUGAUAAAAACAGAUGAUAUAAAUUUCAAAUGCGAAUUUCUCAAUAAUUUGCUUUUUUGAGUUAUGACACUAUUUGAACGGAGGUGCGA